GCGCGUCGUGACGUGACGUGCGUGCGUGCGUGCGUGCGCGCGCGGAUCCGCCAUGGAGGCCUCGGCGGUUGGCGGGGCCGGCGGCGCGGCGGGGCGGCGCUGGUACUUCAGCCGCGAGCAGCUGGAGCGGAGCCCCUCGCGUCGCGCCGGCCUCGACCCCGACAAGGAGCUCUCGUACCGGCAGCAGGCGGCCAACCUGCUGCAGGACAUGGGGCAGCGCCUCAACGUCUCGCAGCUCACCAUCAACACGGCCAUCGUGUACAUGCACCGCUUCUACAUGGUGCAGUCCUUCACCCAGUUCCACAGGAACUCAGUGGCACCGGCGGCUCUGUUCCUUGCAGCCAAGGUGGAGGAGCAGCCCCAUAAGCUGGAGCACGUCAUCAAGGUGGCUCACGCCUGCCUGCAUCCUCAGGAGCCUCCUCCGGACACCAGGAGCGAGGCUUACCUGCAACAAGCCCAAGACCUGGUCAUUCUAGAGAGCAUCAUUCUGCAGACCCUGGGCUUCGAGAUCACGAUCGACCACCCCCACACCCACGUGGUGAAGUGCACUCAGCUCGUGCGAGCCAGCAAGGACUUGGCGCAAACUUCCUACUUCAUGGCUACCAACAGCCUGCACCUGACCACCUUCAGCCUGCAGUACACCCCUCCCGUUGUGGCCUGCGUCUGUAUCCACCUGGCUUGUAAAUGGUCCAACUGGGAGAUCCCAGUCUCCACGGACGGGAAGCACUGGUGGGAAUACGUUGAUGGCACUGUAACUCUGGAGCUCUUAGAUGAACUGACUCACGAAUUCCUGCAGAUCCUCGAGAAAACUCCCAACAGGCUCAAACGCAUCCGGAACUGGCGGGCCUCGCAGGCAGCCAGGAAGUCGAAGGCCGACGACCACAGCGAAGACAAGAGCCUCUCGGAGCAGACCAUCCUCAACAUGAUUUCGAGGAACAACAGCUCGGACAUGAACAUCGCCGGCUUGAUGAGCAUGUCGACGUCCUCGACCGCCGGCGCGGGGCCGUCCCUGCCGCCCUCGAGCGAUUCCCCCCGCGAGCAGAGCGGGGCGGAGGCGUCGCAGCCGGAGCACUGGCUGUCCCAGCAUCCUCCCCCCAAGCUGGAAGCUGGCCAGGGCCACAGGACUAGCGAAAGCUCGUCGGCUGAGCACCCUCUGCAGCAAGAUGGCGCUGCUUAUCAGAAGCAGAGCGGCAAGAACGCCCCGUCGGCCAAGGUGUCGCUCAAGGAGUACCGCGCCAAGCACGCCGAGGAGCUGGCGGCGCAGAAGAGGCAGCUGGAGAACAUGGAGGCCAACGUGAGGUCUCAGUACGCCUACGCCGCGCAGAACCUCCUGGUCCAGCAGCAGCGGGAGAGGGAAGUCCAGCAGGACAGCAACCCCUCGCCCAUCAUCCUGAAAAUCCCCAUCGGCUCCGAGAACCCCGAGCGCCCUCCCGGCCCCGAAAAGAGCGACAAAGCCUCGGCUCUGAAGCUGAGGAUCCCGGUGGCGGGUGGAGGAGGUGGCGAGAGGCCGCUCCCCUCCAAGCAGGAGGAGAUCAAAAUGCGCAUCAAGGUGCCGAGCGCCGCGGACAGGCCCGGCUCCCUGGACGAGAGCGGCGCCAAGAGCCGGGAGCACAAGGAGAAACACAAGGGCCACUCUUCCAACCACCACCACCACCACCACAACCAUCACUCUCACAAACACUUGCACCCCCAGCUCGCCGCCGGCCCCAGCGGCGUGGUCAACAAGCGGCCGGGAGACUCUAAGCACGUCGGCCCGCCCAGCGCCGUGCCCCACAAAAGCUACGGCCUCUUCGGCUCUUCCCGCAAGAGGCCCCCGCCGGAGGAGGCGGCGGCGGGCGCGGCGGCCCACGAGCACCAGCCCAAAGUCAGCAAAAGCUCCAAGGGCUCCGGGGCGCAGUUCCCGCCGUAUCCUCACCUCCCCGGGCACGGCUCGGAGGCCGGCGGCCUCCCUUUGCCUCCGGCUACCAAAACCCGGGGUCCCCACGGCAAAUCGGACAAGGGGCCGGCGGGGGCCAACGGGCACAACGCCAGCCAGGCCAGUGACUACCAGGAUACGGUCAACAUGCUGCACUCGCUGCUGAGCGCCCAGGGCAUGCAGCCCACCCAGCCCCCCGCCUUCGACUUCCACGCCUACGGCGAGCUCUUGAACCCUCCCCGGGCAGCCGCCGGCUCCAGAACCGCCAACACGGACAGACCCCGGCCCCCGCCGCUGCCCUCAGAACCGCCCCCCCCGCUGCCUCCCCUCCCCAAAUAAUUCCUUUUUACUACUGAAUUGCGACAACCCGGGCCUGCCUGCCCGAGCCUCCCCCCCCCACCCCCUCCCCGAACCCCCCACCCGCCCCCGGGCCGCCCCUGCGGUGGAGGGCAAGGGCUGUUGGUGUUCUCCGCUGCCUCCCCGAGGACUGUUUUAUCAGAACUUUUCCUUAUUUACUGCAAGGAGCCGUCGAAGCUGUGAAAGGACAAAAAAAACCCUUUCUCUUCCUCGCUCCCUUCCCUCGCCCACUUCCCGGUUAGCAGCGGGGUCCGGCCCUGCUGGAACUUGAACC
This is a messenger RNA of Oxyura jamaicensis (ruddy duck), 2546 nucleotides long. It is a transcript of the gene CCNT1, whose product is annotated as cyclin T1. The record is from RefSeq and is a predicted model, not a curated record. Gene Ontology annotation, cellular component: nucleus; cyclin/CDK positive transcription elongation factor complex. Lineage: Eukaryota; Metazoa; Chordata; Aves; Anseriformes; Anatidae. The transcript has 9 exons. Gene Ontology annotation, biological process: positive regulation of DNA-templated transcription, elongation; regulation of transcription by RNA polymerase II. The coding region runs from base 53 to 2254 and encodes 733 amino acids. Gene Ontology annotation, molecular function: cyclin-dependent protein serine/threonine kinase activator activity.